AUGCCUGUAUCGGAUCCGCGCGGAGAUGCAGGCCGCUGGGCCAACGUCAGCUACCGGGUGCGCCAGCCGAGUGCUCCAGAGCCGGCGCCCAGAAGGAAGAAAUACUGGUUCCACAAAUUUUGCCGUUGCUGUGCGGGCCACCGGGAUGACACCGAUUGGACACCAGCGCCCGGCGAGGUCCCGGGAGCCCGGCGGACGGAUCCCGUCAUCCGGGAGGGCAUGCUGGUCAUCCAAAAGAUUGAUUUAAUGAGCGGCCGUACGGGCAGCAACCGGCGCGCCCACCACACCGACGAAUACGAGUACGACAACCUCAUCAUCCGCCGCGGGCAGCCCUUCGAGAUGAAGCUUCAUUUCCAGCAGCCGUACGAUUCCGAGGACCACCGGGUCUGCCUCGAGUUCCUGGUCGGCUCCAGCCCGCAAGCCUCAAAGGGCACCCACAUCCUAGUACCCGUCGGUGGCUCCUUGCCCAGCCCAGCCUGGUCGGCGGAAAUGAUCAGCUCGGACGACAACACCAUGAGUAUCCGAGUCUGCCCCUCGCCCAGAGCGGUGAUCGGCAAGUACCAGUUCAGCGUGAAGACCCGAAGCAAGGCGGGCGAGUAUGCUGCCCCCUUCGACCCCAAAAACGAGGUGUACAUCCUCUUCAACCCCUGGUGCCCAGAAAUCCGAACCUCACCCACUCUCAUGGCCUUCAGAAAAGCUGUCAAGACCUUGCUUUUCCUGCAGGCCUAG
Messenger RNA from Thamnophis sirtalis, 729 nucleotides. The record is from RefSeq and is a predicted model, not a curated record. NCBI's taxonomy places the organism in Eukaryota, Metazoa, Chordata, Lepidosauria, Squamata, Natricidae.